AUGACGGACAGUCCUCAUGUUGCUGGCGAAUACCACAUUCACGGGGAACAAUCCCACAAUGGGUCACUGAAGAUCACACAAUACACCUAUCUUCUUGCAUUUUGUGCCGCGUUGAAUUCCUGCAAUUUGGGAUAUGACAUAGGCGUCAGUACCAAUGUUGGACCAAUGAUUGAAGAAGAAUUUGGUCUUUCUUCCAGCGAACGAGAAUUGUUUAUUGGUAGUCUGAAUCUAUGGUCCAUUUUUGGUAGCUCCAUGGCUCAUUGGAUCUGUGACACCUAUGGACGGCGGAGUUCGUUCAUUGUUGCUGCUCUCUUUUUCAUUGUCGGAGUCAUUAUCAUGGGUCUCAGCAAUAGUUAUGCCAUUCUCAUGAUUGGCAGAUUCUUGGUGGGAUUGGGUGUCGGAUUUGGUUUGGCCAUUGAUCCAAUCUACAUUGCCGAAGUCACCCCAGCCCAAUAUCGUGGAGAGCUUGUCACCUGGUCCGAGAUUGGAAUCAAUGUUGGCAUUGUUCUUGGAUUUGCAACAGGAUUUUUCUUUUAUGGAUAUGAGCAGUCAAUACAGUGGAGGUUGAUGCUUUGGAUGGGAGCUGUCCUCCCGUUGGUCAUGAUAGUUUUGGUUUUGACAGUCAUGCCCGAGUCACCUCGCUGGUUGAUCAAGAAAGGACGAGAGCAAGAAGCACGACAAAUUCUCGAGCGAUUGUAUCCCCCUGGAAAUGACAUUUCGGCAGUGAUGAAUGAAAUUAAGGAAGCUCUAGAUGUGGAAACGAGGGCCAAACAAGACAAUGGGUGGGAUGUCAUAUUAUACCCAACCAAGGCCGUUCGAAGAAUGCUGCUAGUGGGAGUUGGAAUUGCCAUCGCCCAACAAUUGGUCGGUGUCGAUGCCAUUCAAAACUACCUCAUCGAUUUGCUGAAAGAGUCUGGUAUCGAUUCCGAUCGUGGCCCAUUGGAAGUUCUAAUGGUAUUGGGGCUCUUAAAGCUUGGUUUUGUUUUUGUUGGUGGGAAGUUGUUUGAUACCCGAGGAAGAAGGCCGUUAUUUCUCAUCUCCUUAGCCGGUAUGGCUUUGUCGUUGACGAUAAUUGCAUAUUCCAAUGAAACCAUGACAAUUGUUGGACUUGCUUUGUACUUGUCAUUCUUUUCCAUAGGAAUGGGACCUGGAGCGUGGCUCAUACCAUCGGAAGUCUUUGCUACCAGCAUACGUGCCAAGGCGAUGAGUGCUGCCACCAUUUGCAACCGAGUGGCUGCAACUGUACUAUCCUCAACCUUUCUCACUGCAUCCGAGUACUUUGGAUGGACCCAAGUGUUUUUAAUGUUGGCGGGAAUCUGCAUACUGUUGAUGAUCUUUGUCUACUUUUUCCUACCCGAGACAAAGGGGCGUUCCUUGGAAGACAUGUCCAAGUACUUUGCACAAAUCACGAAUGACACGUCACUCAUUCAGGCUGAAAUAAAGCUGAGCCAAAGCUUUCAACGGGAGUAUGAAAGCUUUCAAUUGGAUCAUGAGAUUUCUUGA
Molecule: messenger RNA, 1503 nt
Organism: Cylindrotheca closterium
Lineage: Eukaryota; Bacillariophyta; Bacillariophyceae; Bacillariales; Bacillariaceae
Source: the annotation of a GenBank genome assembly